Oncorhynchus tshawytscha (Chinook salmon) is the source of this 2731-nucleotide messenger RNA. RefSeq names its product PRELI domain-containing protein 1, mitochondrial. Gene Ontology annotation, molecular function: phosphatidic acid transfer activity. Lineage: Eukaryota; Metazoa; Chordata; Actinopteri; Salmoniformes; Salmonidae. The transcript is spliced from 6 exons. Gene Ontology annotation, biological process: phospholipid transport. The coding region runs from base 183 to 818 and encodes 211 amino acids. Gene Ontology annotation, cellular component: mitochondrial intermembrane space. The record is from RefSeq and is a predicted model, not a curated record.
CCUCGCACCGGAUAUGGCGUUUUUACUGACCUUCCGCCCAAGUCAGUUUGUCAUGUAGCUGCAAGCUACAUUCUUCUAAAAGUAGUAGAAAAUGCACUUAUCUCCGCUGUAAAUGGUGUUGCCAACGAGCAGGUAUUUGCCAAAGUGUAAGUUACAUAUGAAGUCAUCAUUUUUCGGGAACAAUGGUGAAGUACUUUGCCUGCGUGGGUCUUCUGAAAAGUUCCUGGGACCAAGUCUGCAUUGCUUUCUGGGAGCGAUACCCCAACCCCUACAGUAACCAUGUCCUAACGGAGGACAUCAUCUUCAGGGAUGUAACUCCCGGGAACCGUCUGGUCUCUAGGCGACUGCUGACCAAAACUAACCGCGCCCCUCGCUGGAUGGAGAAGUACCUGCCGGUUACCAUGGCCAGGCACGCCUACAUCAUCGAGGAUUCCAUUGUGGACCCCCAGAACAGAACCAUGACAACGCUGACUUGGAACAUCAGCCACGCACGCAUGAUGUCUGUGGAGGAGCGUUGUGAGUACAGAAUUAACCCUGACAACACCAGCUGGACGGAGAUUAACAGAGAGGCCUGGAUCUCGUCUAACAUCUACGGGCUCUCCAGAGCUAUACAGGAAUUCGGCCUUGCCCGGUUCAAGACCAGUGUUACAAAGACCAUGAAAGGGUUUGAAUACGUCCUGGCCAAAAUGCAAGGUGAUACCCCCUCCAGGACCCUGACUGAGCAUGCUGCAGAGAGGGCCAGGGAGACGGCUCUGGUAGCUAAAGAGAAAGCCAAAGGCCUGGCCUCACAGGCUCACAAGAAACAACAGUAUGUCUGAGCUGCCAGUGUAGGGUGAAGCUUCCCCUAGAUGCUGAUGUUUAGGAUUGGCGCAGGCGAAGCUGAUCCAAGAAACUUAAACCCAGAAUGCGAGGUGCCAGUGGGAGGAAGUAGACAUUGGCCCUGUCAGUCCUGCCUUGAUUCAAAGACUUUAUCUGGGAUGGAUUGAGCCUGCCUGGCUGGCACUAUUUGAACCCAGGUCUGGUUGUCCCUAACCAGGUUGUCCCUACUCAGAUCUGGGAUCAGAUCUUAUUGAGGUAGGGGAAUCUGAUCCUAGAUCUGUGGUUAUGGAUGCAAAAUCCGUUAACUAAAAUUACCAGGUUUUCCAGAAAUUGAAAGAUUACCGUAAGAAGGAAAUCCGGAAUCCUCCAACCAGGAUUUCUGGAAAACCUGGUCGUUUUGUGAAUGUUUCUGUAAUUGUAUGACUCUAGGUGUGACAGUGAUCUAGGGAAUAACCAUUACAGUUAAAGACAAUUUUAUGCAGAAUCUGAUCAAAUGGUGGAGACCAUAUGGAGGGUGCGACGAGGCUCCAGAGGCGUGCAGAGGCCGAAUCAAUCAAGCUCCAUAACCGCAUCGCUGUGCACCUCUCAAAUGUUGUAACAAUGUGGAGGGCUCCGUAUAGCUCCGCAUUGACAUGAUUGGUUGACGGUAGGUGAGGGCGGGAGGUCCUGUAUAAACACAAACUCACUCCCUCGACAACUUCCUUCACAACAGCUCCGGGAAGCUCCAAAAAGUAUGUUUGCUCUGACUUCUGCAGAGGCUGCAUGCAUUACAGUAACGCUCUGUACUGCCGCUACACAGUAACGCGCUGUACUGCCUGUGCUGCCGCGACACAGUAACGCGCUGCACUGCCGCGACACAGUAACACGCUGUACUGCCUGUGCUGCCGCGACACAGUAACACGCUGUACUGCCUGUGCUGCCGCGACACAGUAACACGCUGUACUUACUGUGCUGCCGCGACACAGUAACGCGCUGUACUGCCGCGACACAGUAACGCGCUGUACUGCCGCGACACAGUAACGCGCUGUACUGCCGCGACACAGUAACGCGCUGUACUGCCGCGACACAGUAACGCGCUGUACUGCCGCGACACAGUAACGCUCUGUACUGCCGCUACAGACAUCAGAUUGACCAUGCCUUUUUUAGACUCGUGUCUUCUAACACAAGUGUCUGGGCUGAGUCUCAAUAGUCCUCACUAGCUUCCUUUCCUUGUCUCCUUUCCUUCAGUAUAGUACUCUUAACAGGGAGGUGAACGCGCCGGGCUAGUUUCCAUUCUACUCCCUCCAACCUGUCGUGGUCUUAUCAGUUGGUGUGUAGAUGCUUAUCUCAAUGAGACAAACCUGCAGAAAUGAAGGUUACGUUAUCAGUAGCAGAAAGAGAUGAGAAAUAGAAGUGGUUACUGUACCUGCAGAGAAUGUAAACUGAGUAACUGGGUUGAUCUUGUUGGAGGCAUGUGGCAGCAUUGGGGACAGGACAACACCAGUCCCACCCAGCAGGUGAUCUACUGGGCACGGCUGACGUUGGUGUUGGUCUUUUAUUGGUGGCUAGCUAGUACAAGAGACUGGUUCAUGUCUCCAGAAAUGACUGUGUGACUCAAGUUGUUUUUCGUGACCUACUGAAUACUGUCAUAGCCGUAGGGGACGACGAGGGAGUUCCGCGCUGAUAGUGGGUCAGUUUUUAGCAUUUUCCCAAUAAUGGCUAAGGUUGGGAUUGGUUAGAGGGGAAGCUGAUCCUAGAUCUGUAGGCCUACCCACCAUUUCCCUCCAACUCAGUGGAUGAGUCCCAAAUGCUACCCUAUUCCCUAUAUAGUGUACUACUUUAGACCAGAACCCUAUUCCCUAUAUAGUGUACUACUUUAGACCAGAGCCCUAUAGAACCCUAUUCUCUAUAUAGUGCACUACUUUAGACCAGA